Molecule: messenger RNA, 1876 nt
Organism: Drosophila takahashii
Lineage: Eukaryota; Metazoa; Arthropoda; Insecta; Diptera; Drosophilidae
Gene: Coop
Product: Corepressor of Pangolin
Molecular function (GO): DNA binding
Source: RefSeq, a predicted model, not a curated record
CCGCUCAAGUCGCUGGAUCUUGGAUAUGCCAUUGCCAUAACCUCUCUUUCUGGUGCAGAUGCAGAGCAUAUUGGAUUCGUUACGGCGGGCCCACAACGACGGCGAAGUUAACAACCGUAAAAAGCGCAAAUACGACACACAGCGAGUUGCGGCCAGCGGAAGCUUAACAUCCGGAUAAUAUUGCCAGGCAGUUUCAGUUGUUGUUCUGCUGCCUCGCCUGCUUCUGCCGCUGCUUCUUCUUCUUCUUCUCCUGCUGCUGCCUGCUGCUUCUUCUUCAUCGUCUUCGGUUCGGUGGCAAAGCCUGUUGCUCAAGCCAGGCCUCUCUCCUUCCACCUCAUCCCGUCUCCUCUGCCACCGCCUCCGCCUCUGCCAUUCGCCUCCGUCCGCUCUUUCCACGAUUCUCCUCUCUCGGCACCGCCAAAAGGCACGUAAACUGGUUGUUGCUGUGCUGUGCUGGUUGGGCCGUACACUUCGUGGUGCCCGUAUUUCGUACUUUUCGUAUUUUCAGUGCUGCCUGAGCGCUUGAGCUGCGCGAGUCGCUUGCCGGGAAAAAUCGGAAUCGGAAUUGGAAUUCAGCUAUCGGAAAUUGGCCACUCGGAUCUGGACGACAUGGAGCUGGCCUACAAUGCGUCAUCGUCGGCGGCCUCCGCUGCCUCUGCCUCCGCCUCCUUCGCGUUCACCAAUACCGCCAAGCUGCCCAUCGAAACGGUGAAGCGCCUGAUUGCCGCCGUCUCACGACGUCCAAUGUUGUGGCUGCGCAACAAUGCCAAUGGCCAGAAGCGCAGCGACAUCACGCCCGUCUGGUUCGAGGUGGGUCAGGAUGUCAAUCUGCCAGCCGACAUCUGCCGCAUCAAGUGGGGCCACCUGAGGGACAACUUUCGCAAGGUGUACAUCCGCAAUAACCUGUCCAAUGAGACGCCCUCGUCGUGGCGCUUCUACAACGACAUGCGGUUCAUGGAGCCGGCCGUCCAUGAGAAUAUCAUGCGGCAGACGCGGAGCAGCAGCAAGAAGCAUCCACCGGGACACUGGUCGGAGAAUAACAAUGUGCUGGGGCCGGACAAGUAUGACUCCAUGCCCAUUGUGGCCACGGAGCCGAUUUGUGAGCUUAGCCACAGCUACGACUCGGAGCUGCAUCAGCCGAGUUUCUCGGACAUCAGCUCGUUUUUCGAGGAUCGCGACUGCCAGCCGCCGGAGAGCAAGAGGUUCAAGCUGGAGCCGGAUCAGCGGGAUGACGGGGAGGAGGAGGAUGACGACGACUUUGACGAGGAUGCUGCCUCGGAGAACCUGGAGGAGGAACGUGGCAGUCGGGCGGAGGCUGGCAGCUCCGGGGUAUUCACCAUAGAGGUGCUGGACGACGACGAGGAACUGGAGCAGGCGGUGACCAAGGCCAAGGCCAACAAUAGCCACAGUUCCAGCUUGAAGAGCGAGCCGGAGGCCAAGGUUUUCGCCCACUCGCAGUCCCCCUCCUCCGAUCUGCCCUUUAAGUAUAUCAGCACGGAUGCGGCCACCAAUACGGAUCCCACGGGUGGAGAUCUGCAGGACGAGGCGGAUCGCAUGUUCCUGCUUAGCCUGAUGCCCUUCCUGCAGAGAUUGGACAACCGGCGGCGGCUGCGCGUGCGCCAGAAGCUGCAGAACGUGCUCAUCGAGGAGCUGGAGUUCGGCUGACGAGGCGGAUCUCCGUUUCCUUUUCCGGCGGCGGAAUGUGGGGAGAUGUACUUUAUAAGCCUAGCUUACAGUAUUAUAAGAACGCGACUGACUAACUCUGUGGAUCUGCCUACAUACGUAGCAUGUAAUCAGUAUUCCGGCCUGCCUUCCUUCAUGCGAACACACUUCCAUACAUACCAUAUUACAUUACCAUUACACUUACACUUACAAU